Gadus morhua (Atlantic cod) is the source of this 964-nucleotide messenger RNA. It is a transcript of the gene lyrm5a, whose product is annotated as LYR motif containing 5a. Lineage: Eukaryota; Metazoa; Chordata; Actinopteri; Gadiformes; Gadidae. Gene Ontology annotation, biological process: respiratory electron transport chain. Gene Ontology annotation, cellular component: mitochondrion. Bases 181 to 441 code for a protein of 86 amino acids. The transcript is spliced from 3 exons. The record is from RefSeq and is a predicted model, not a curated record.
CGGGGCCACGCCCCGCGGAAACGGUAAACAACCUCCUCGUAGAUUACAUGUUAGCUUCAGGUUCUAAACAGGAGGACGAGGGAUAUAACAGGAUUACCGGGUUUAUUUUUUUCUAACGGCGAUGCUUGCUGUGAAGUCCCCAUAAAAAGAGACAAACGGUGUGAACCUCCCCUCCCUAACAUGGCCAACCCCCUCCGGUCGGAGGUGAUUGCGCUCUACAAGCACUUGUUGUAUCUCGGACGCGACUACCCCAAAGGAGCGACUUAUUUUAAGGAGCGCCUGAAGCACGCCUUCAUGAAGAACAAGGACGAGACGGACCCCGAGAAGAUCAGGACCCUGGUGAAGAGGGGAGACUUCGUCAUCAAGGAGCUUGAGGCGCUCUACUUCUUGAGGAAAUACCGCACCAUGAAACACCGUUACUAUGACGAGCAUAAAAAGUGAUGGACAAUUGGCUUGCGUUCUUAUAAAGUGCGUUCCCAUUAUAUUUAGUACAAGUUAUACUAAGGGACUUAUCUCAACGUUCAACACUUACCGUUUGUUCUCCAAACACCAUAUGCCUUUAGUGUUACCCCAAAUGAUAAUUGAUAGGUCAGGGAAAGAUUACAUCUUCAACCAUGGGUGAAGAUGCUCUCAUACACAACAUGUCCCCCUGGUCACUCUUGCUGCAGCAUAGACAUUAUGAAUCCAUUCCACAUUCACUGUGGGUUACAAUUCCACAAUAACAUCACAGCCAUACUGUAAUUAUAAUUACAAUUCCUCGUAAUUCAUAUUUUCGUUCAGUGCAAAUGCUGAUGCCAACACUAUUAUUAUUUUGAACUUGAUCGAAGGCCUACAGGAUGUACAUUGUUUCAUUGUAGAUACAAUUGUAAAUACAUAGACACAGAUUGGUCCUUCGAUGCCUGUCGCUAUGUAAUGCAUAUUUAAAUGUUUCCCUUGGUGCAAUAAAUAAUUAUUUUGUAAUUUG